Messenger RNA from Telopea speciosissima, 1143 nucleotides. RefSeq lists its product as uncharacterized. The transcript has 3 exons. Bases 1 to 1143 code for a protein of 380 amino acids. The record is from RefSeq and is a predicted model, not a curated record. NCBI's taxonomy places the organism in Eukaryota, Viridiplantae, Streptophyta, Magnoliopsida, Proteales, Proteaceae. Gene Ontology annotation, molecular function: nucleic acid binding; zinc ion binding.
AUGCCCAUGCAUGAUGUUGCUGGUCUUGUAGAUACUAUUAUGGAAAUACAGCAGCAACAAAUGCAGCAACUCAUGACAACCAUGGGUGAUCAAUUCCAGGCAGUUAUCAGAACUUUACAAACUCCACAGGCAGCCCCUGCUAAGGAAAUAGAAUUGGCUGAGUUGACUCAAGGGCCAAAAUCAGUAUUGGAGUACCAGCAGAAGUUUGUGGAGCUGUUCUUCUUUGCUCCCCCACACCUUAACAAUGAUGAAGCCAAGGCCCAAAAGUUUGAAGAUGGUUUGAGGCCACAGAUUGCCUCUAUCAUGCCCACCAGAACUAAUCAAGGGUACUCUGAGACCGUGCAAUUAGCCAAGAGGGUUGAGGAUAAACAGAGAGAUGCUUAUCAUGUUAGCCAGGGAUCCGGCAAGAGAGCAGCACCUUUCAUUAACAGAGGAUUCAUCAAGUUUACUAAAUCUUCUGGUCCUAGUUCAGCUCUAGCCCUGUCACAGAGAAAUGAAUCCGAAUCAUCUGUAUCCAGGCCUGUGUAUGCCAACCCCAGUACCAAGGCUACAGAUGCAGCAGCUCCAGCAAGUACUGCGGACUUUAAAUGCUAUACAUGUGGUCAGACGGGUCAUACAUCCAGGACAUGCUUCCACAGGAGACAUGUACUUCCUGUUCGGCAGCCAGCCAGUAAGCCUCAGGGUCGGGUCUACUCUGUAACCGCUAGUGAGGCUGAGGUUAACCAAGCUGUGGUUACUGCAUAUACCUUGUUUGAUACGGGAGUGACGCAUUCCUUUGUGUCUCCGUCAUUUGCAAAGAGGACAAGUGUAUCACCUAAGUGUCUAACAGAGGGUCUAGCAGUUAGUACGCCUACUGGGUCAAGGAUAGACCUGAAUACAGUGUAUGAACCAUGUGCUAUGAAGAUUGCCGACAGAGACAUGAAUGCCCAUCUGAUUCAGCUCAAUAUGAUUGACUUUGAUGUCAUAUUGGGGAUGGAUUGGUUGGCAUUAUACAAGGUGAAGGUACUAUGCGCUAAGAAGAAAAUUGUAUUCCAGGCAAGAAGCGAGAAGGGAUUCAUCUUUGUGGGUGACCAGAAGAAAAGACCAAGAAAGAUGUUGAUUUCAGCCUUGAAAAUGAAGAAGUUGUUAGACAAGGGAUGCUAG